AUGCCUCCGCCGCCUCUCCCUUCCUCUCGCCCGUCCAACGGCCGCAUUCCUGCUCUCAGCCAGUUUCCAGCCCCCAACUCCGCCCAGCGUGCCCGUGGCCCAGCGCCCAAUCGCGGCCCUGCUGCCUCUUCCCGCCAGGUCGUCCUCACGCCGGGCCACUCUCCGCUAGAUUGGGCGAGGAUAUCCGGGCCCAAUGCCGACUUGCGCGGCGUGGCUCCCUCGACCCCCUACCUACGUGUGACGCCUUCGAUGCUCAAGACGCAGACUGGCCGCAAGGGCAAGGACGCUUGGAUGGCUAUCAAUGGGAAGGUGUACAAUGUUACGCCGUAUGCGAGAUUCCACCCUGGAGGUGUACCGGAGCUUAUGAGGGGCGCGGGGCGAGAUGGCACAAAGCUGUUUGGAGAGAUUCACCCAUGGGUUAACUAUGAGACUAUGCUGGCAGCGUGUCUUGUGGGGUUGCUGGUCGAAGAGUCGGAUAGCAAGGAGAAUGAUAUGGAUCAAAUGGAUUAG
Trichoderma asperellum CBS 433.97 is the source of this 510-nucleotide messenger RNA. Lineage: Eukaryota; Fungi; Ascomycota; Sordariomycetes; Hypocreales; Hypocreaceae. The record is from RefSeq and is a predicted model, not a curated record.